CAGUUCUCCAUUCAUUCCUCAGAAUCCCCAAAACUUAGGGAGACCUUCUUCCUUAUUGUCUCUUACUACCGAUGAAGAUGGUGAAGAUAUGAACCAUGAAUCCAUGGUUAUUGUUUCCAACCAUCUUUCGAAGGCACAUUCACAUUCGAUGGUGUUUGAAACCGAUGAAGAAGAUGAAGACAACGAGCAUCGGGGGUCUCACGACAGGUUUGAGUUGGAUACAACGUUUAUCAUGCCAAAAGUGUCUAUGGAUACUCCUUUGUCUAACACAUGUAGACAGAUGACCAUAACCUUGUUGAGCUCGUGCGACUUGAGUUGUCAUAAUGAAACGAAUCAGUUGAUGAGUUCAGUUCAAAGAGAAUUGGGUGGGAAUGUGAAUAUUGUGCAUUUGAGUCUUGAGAAGCAGUCUUUGCGGGACCGCUCCAAUGACCAGAUAAUCAAGGAUUCAAACUUGAUAUUCAUCGUCAAUGAUGGGUCUUUUGUUUUCAUUGACUUUCUAAACAAUAUCUUUAAUGGUCUCGAGGGUCCUAAGGAUAUUAGCGAGAGUGAUUAUGAGGAUGAUUCGUUACCCAAAUUGACGGUUAUCAAUAUGAUGACGGUUAAUUAUUUCAUCAAUUUGUUUGAUCUUAUCAACAACUUGAAACCAUAUCAGAUUUGGAAGACAUCUUCAUUGAGCCAGCAGAACUUGUUGAACAAGUUUAAGGAUUUCAUUGAAUACGAAAUGGAUAAUUCAUUGUACUGCACUACGUUGUCCAAGGAAACCAGAAGCAAGUUUGAGAGUAGUUUUGUCAAAGAAAGGUCCAACUCAGUGUACUCUAGCUUGAUUACUGUUAAGCGGCCCAAUUACAAGAAGUUGGAGAAGCAGUUUAAAGCUGAGUUACUGGUUGAUUCCAGUCAAGUUAAUCCCUUGAACUUGGAUUUGAAGAGGCUUUCAUGCUUUAAUGCCAUCUGUUUGGUUUUCGGGAGAUUGAUGAAUCAUUCAGAAAAGUUCUCCAUUUCAACACCAAGCUCCAGCAAAAUCCCAAACUUGUAUUUGAUUGGGUCAUUCACUGUGGGUGUCUCAUUGGGGUUGGGAAUUGCCAGUGGACUUGCUAGGGUUGUUGGCCUUUACUUGUCUGAUGGUAUCAAUACCAUCGCCGACUCUAUUGAACCCAAGACCUUGGUCAAAGAAAUAAAAGUUGACAACUCGAUACUCUCAAAGCUUUCAAAUCUGGUAUUUGAAAAUGAAGAUGUUUUUGAUGGGCUUGUCAAGUAUCUUUCUAACCUCUUAUCGGGCUUACAGCUGACCAGUUCAUUCAUGGUGGAUGCAGCUAAGGGUGGAUUCCAGAAGUUGAUGGCAGUUGUAUUUUAAUUGGUGGAUGGUUAUUCCAGUGUUUGUUAAUCAGGUACAUAGGGUUUAGGGAAUAUAUGUUAGAAUUUUGAAUAUUU
Molecule: messenger RNA, 1428 nt
Organism: Yamadazyma tenuis ATCC 10573
Lineage: Eukaryota; Fungi; Ascomycota; Pichiomycetes; Serinales; Debaryomycetaceae
Source: RefSeq, a predicted model, not a curated record